Radiomyces spectabilis is the source of this 441-nucleotide messenger RNA. RefSeq lists its product as uncharacterized. Lineage: Eukaryota; Fungi; Mucoromycota; Mucoromycetes; Mucorales; Radiomycetaceae. The annotation marks the transcript as partial. The transcript is spliced from 2 exons. The record is from RefSeq and is a predicted model, not a curated record.
UGGAAGCAUUUUUUAGUUAUCAUCGGAAUGAUCUUUUUGGUCGGUUCGUGUAUCUGCCUAAUCGUGCAAAUCAUCUUGCUGAGCGUCCAUCACGAACCUUUUCCGCGCAGACCUGUUUUUAUCACGGGUGUGUGUUUCGCUAUCAUUUGCGACGGAUCCACGUUUACGUACACAUUCUCAUCCCUCAUUCACUGGCGCGCCAACCGAAUUAAUGAAGGUCAAUCGAGAACAACCGCCUUGGGUGCGUGGUACAUGAUUAUUCAAUUUAUAUGGUACAGCAUCUACGGAGUGCUAUACAUAUGGUUUUUUGCCGCGAAUUCAUGGACUUACUUCAACGCGAUGCUCGUUUUCGAUUACGUAUUACGGUUUUUGUUGUGUCUCAUGUACACAUGGCCGCCACCGAAUCGACCCAUCGACUUUAUGACACGAAAACUAUUUGCU